UCUGGGAAGGGCAGGAAAGAAGGUUGAAGUUGAAGCGUUGUUGGGAAAUGUAGUUCCAGGAGGGCGAGGAGUAAAAGGAGAUGCAGUUCCGGGAAUUAACAGGCAUCUUGGCCAAAUACUACCAGCUUUCAGGUCAUGGAUAAAUUUGUUAUACGAACACCCAGAACUAAAGGAGAACCAACAAAGAGAGAUCCUGGAAAAAAGAUUUAUAAACAAACUACAAUAGAAUCUCUGAAGAGAGUUGUGGUUGUAGAAGAUAUAAAAAGAUGGAAAUCUGUGCUAGAGCUUUCAAUUCAAUCUAAGGAGAAUCUAAUUGAGGCUUUGAUGGAGUUAAGGAAAAAAAUACCCUCCAAGGAAAUUUUACUUUCAACGAAAAUAGGUCAUACAGUGAAUAAGAUGCGGAAACAUCCAGACCAGGAUGUGGCCACUCUUGCGAAAGAGGUGUAUACCAAAUGGAGAAGCUUCAUUAAGAACCAGUCAAAUAGACCUUUAAUUGAAGUCAGGAGUAAUCCCAGAACAGAGGGCCUUAGACAGAAUGCACGGAAGUUACUAGCAGAAGCUCUAGAGGUCAAGAUUGGUCACCUGCUGGCAGAAAAUAUUGAGCAAGAAGCUUUUUAUAUCUCUUCCCACCUUGUUAACACAUCCUACCGCAGGACUGUGCGAGCACUCGUGUUCUCUUUAAAGCACAAUCCUGAAACUCGCGCACAAGUGCAAAGUGGGGUUUUGCCAGUUAGGAUGCUUGUACAAAGCCACAAAAAGUGAUUCAUAUACCUCCUGCAGAUUUGAAGGGUGUACAACGGCAUAAGUAUUCCAAAACAUGGGACUUCUUUUUCGUCUUCGUUUUUUGGUGGACUAAGAAUGUUAAGCAUGUUUUAGAUCAAUAGUACUGAAGAAUCAUAAAUAUUUAAGAAAGUUUGUUGCUGGCCCAGUCAUCGUUUGAAGCAAAUGGUGGUGUGCAAGAUUGAGUAAUGGCAUUCUUCUAUCGUAUAACAACCUAGAAAGAAGUCUAUUUUAGGCAGUAGAGUCUGCAAUCUUUGUAGUAUGCCAGAAACUUUAAGAACUGAAAUAAAAUGUGCAAAAUGGGAAGUGGCCAAAUAACCAGAAACUAGCAUAUUUGGCAUCCUCCACAGCUGAGUCAAUCUCUAGCAAGGUACUUCAAUAUAUGGGGCUGCCACCAGGAAAGUAUCUCUGGGUUGCCCCUCCUUUAAUCUCAACUGGGGCAGGAAUCCUGAGUAACCCCUCUUGGGAGGUUGGCAGGUUCUGGUCAGGAGAGAGAAUCCUGCAAGUACAGAGAUGCCAAACCAUGUAGGGCUUCAAAAGUUAAAACCAGCAUCUCACACUGGAUCCAGAAGCCUGUUAGUAACCAGUGCAUCGACUUCAACAACCUGCAUCAACCUGCUGAUCCUGUUUCCUCUCUGUAUUCUUCACCAAAGUACAGCUUCCAGAUUAUCUUCAAGGACAGAAGUCUAAGCUAAUGUGGUUGCACUGUUGCAAGUUCUCUUUUAGCUUUCAUACAAUUUCAUCCCUUGGUAGCCUAGUGGAAAUAAUCCUAUCACUUCUCUAGGUUUUUUUUUUUUACCUUGCUAAGUAGAUCAGCCUCUGGAACAACUUCAUAUCAAAAUACAUGCUAAGCUCAAGAGAAAGAAAGUCCCUUGAUAACCUAGCCUGUCACCAGUCUCCUAUGGAAUGUCUCACUGCAGGUCUGUUAAUUUUGCAGACAUGAUUAAAUCAAUGAUUCUCUUAGCGCCAACCUUUGAUGCAGGACACAUAAUUGAAAUGCAGGUACCCUUUUUUACUUGUGGUGAUAUGAUAUGCCAUUUGGUGGUAGAGUUUACCCAGCUUGACAGUGACCAUGGUGUUAUUUAGAGCUGCUUUUUCCACGCUGCUGCUCCCUUUUCUGCCUCAACAUCCCCUCCUGUUUCUUGGAUGAAACAGGAUUCUUGUAUUGCCCUAAAGGAGCUGCUAUCUGUAGCAAUUAUAAAGCCAAAAAUGGACAGCACACCAAUCUAUACACACAAAUAUUAUUUCAGCCUAACCACAUGCUCAAUGGAAUUGAUCCACUGUUGAUCAAUGGGAUGUCCUGCAAUGCUAGGCACACUUAUCUGGGAGAUUUACUUCUGAAUAGGCAUGUAUACAAUUUCAUUUCUUCUCUAUAAACUUUGUAAACCAGCAUAAGCAUUAGUCACAUUCAUGCUUAUACACUUAUGUUCACAAAUAUAUGACAUUAUUUAUUUAUUUAUUUAUUUGAUUUGAUUUCUAUAGCUGCCCAUCUCAGCGAGUGACUCUGGGCGGCUGAUGAACUUAUGAUCUUUUAGCUCCAUAAAAUAGCUCUUCUGUGAGUACAGGCUUUGUGUGAUUGCAACAGAGGGACAUGUAUUGUUUAGUAAUGCUAUAUUGAAAGUCUAUUGUCAAAUUACAUUAAUUUCUUGCUCCUACAGGUAACAAAAGCUAUUGGUAGCUUUUUUCAGCCAGUGUCAAUAAAACCUAGAAAAUGGUUAAGUUUAAACAUCAGCAACAUGACGGAGUUACAGUUUCCCAAGUUUCUUUUAAAAAGCUGACCUUUUGCUUCGAAAUUAAUAAUAAAGAAAAGAUCACUAACAUAGUUGUCCCUCACAAGCAGGGGGAGAGCAAGUAUUUCAACUAACAUGUUAUCAAAAACAGUUUUUAUUUUCAUUAUAUUAUCAGUUAGUAUAAUUAAUAUCAAAGUAUUUCCAGCAUUUGUCCAGUCUAGAAUAUAUCUAAAAUCACAAUUUUUAUUUUUUAUUAUGCUGCCAACUACCAGCAUCCCAUGGGCAGCUUGCAAUGGAAAUAAAAAAAAUCAGGAAAAAAUACUAAAAUAACAAUUUAAACUAAAAGCAUCAACUUUUUUUUAAAAAGGGGUGGGUCUUUUAAGACUUUCCAGAUACUAACAAGAUGGUUAGUUCUCUCAAUUUGAGAAGAUCAGCAACCCAGAAAGCAGGAGUUACAAGUGCAUCAAUCCCAAAAUAGGUAUCACACUUUUAAGAUUCCAUCAGAUGUUCAGCUCAUUGUGUUCUUUGGGCUGGUCUAUGUGAAGCCCUAAAGGGGUGAUUGAGUUUAAUCAAGCCUCCAAUGGAGUGGUCCAUUUAUGCGGCUCUAUACAACAAUUCAGGACUUUUAAAAUGUGGCUGCACAUCACUCAGCUACAUCACAAUGACUGCUCCACUGACUUCUGAUGGUCUUCUGCACAUAUGGAUGCCUGCACGGAAGACACCCAUUUGGAUGGGAGUGGCCAGGAAAAGCCAAGUGGCCACUAGUGUAGGAGCACCUCACUUUUCUAUGUCAUGGCACUGUCUUGCUCCAGCAGGUAAAGCUGUUUUGCAAUCUCUAUUGUUCACACAUUUUGCUAUAUUUCUGGAUGAGCAUCAGUUGAUGUAAAUGAGAGCUAAAUCCAAGCAGACUUUCCAGUAAUCUGUAGUUUGUCCAUUGCAAAGUAAAGACAUUUUCCCCAUUAAAAACAAUGUGUUUCCUA
Candoia aspera is the source of this 3490-nucleotide messenger RNA. It is a transcript of the gene TCEANC2, whose product is annotated as transcription elongation factor A N-terminal and central domain containing 2. The record is from RefSeq and is a predicted model, not a curated record. The transcript has 5 exons. Bases 136 to 762 code for a protein of 208 amino acids. Gene Ontology annotation, cellular component: nucleus. Lineage: Eukaryota; Metazoa; Chordata; Lepidosauria; Squamata; Candoiidae. Gene Ontology annotation, biological process: DNA-templated transcription.